AUGGCGGACGACUCUACUCCCAUUGAGCUCGGAGCUAUCGACAAGCUCGAACUCCUCCAUGACACUACGGCCGUGAACUGGGCGUCGUUUGAGGACACACUUCACACCCACCUUGGCUCUGUCAUUGUUCAAGACUAUUUUCAUGAUGAUAACCCAGAUCGAUGGGCGGCCAACUUGAACAACUACAACAAGCUUCGCGAUGCCUACACCAUCCAGCGUGAGGCGCACCGUGCUGCUGAGAAGGCUCAUGCUCAUGCUACUGCGCGCAUCCUCUCCUACGAACAGGAUGAGAAAGACUAUGCUGAUGAACUUCGCAAGUUCAACAAGGAUACUGCAGCCUGGCGAGUUGCGGAUCGCCGCGCUCUCGCCAUUAUCUUCUCCUGCAUCCCUUCCCACCUCAAACGCGACCUCCGCCCCACCUCCUCCUCUGGCCUCUGGAAAACCCUGUCCACUCAGUAUGACCGACAGGACCUUCGCUCUCUCCUUGCUCUCUUUCGCAAAUUUCAAGACACCACUCUUGACUCAUCCCCCACUGCUGCUGCCUUCACUUGGCGCCUUAUUGACACUGCGCAGCGUCUCAACGACCGCGGCAUUGGCAUUCAUGAAUCACUUCUCACUGCACGCAUCCUCGACUGCCUUCCACCCACAUACGAUACCUACCGCAUCACCUUUACCUCCCGGUACCGCCAUCCUCCUCCUGUGGCUGACACGAUCGACUGGCUCCUUGACAGCGAAGCAGAUAUCCAACCGGGAGACGCCACUCUGGCAAGGGCAAGGGGGGCAAGGGCGCGGGUGGAGCUAGCGGGGGUAGUGGAGGUGGCGGUGGAGGCGGCGGAGGGAGUGGGGGUGGCGGUGGGAGUGGUGGCGGGGGUGGAGGUGGUGGUGGCGACAGCGGAGGCGGAGGCGGCGGCGGCGGUAGCGGUGGGAGCGGAGGCGGCGGUGGUGGCGGAGGUGGAGGCUGCAGUGGCGGAGGAGGUGGAGCUGGUGUAG
This is a messenger RNA of Closterium sp. NIES-65, 990 nucleotides long. The record is from the annotation of a GenBank genome assembly. Lineage: Eukaryota; Viridiplantae; Streptophyta; Zygnematophyceae; Desmidiales; Closteriaceae.